This is a messenger RNA of Lates calcarifer (barramundi perch), 3447 nucleotides long. Its product is annotated as heparan sulfate glucosamine 3-O-sulfotransferase 3A1. Gene Ontology annotation, molecular function: [heparan sulfate]-glucosamine 3-sulfotransferase activity. The transcript has 2 exons. NCBI's taxonomy places the organism in Eukaryota, Metazoa, Chordata, Actinopteri, Centropomidae. The record is from RefSeq and is a predicted model, not a curated record. Bases 332 to 1519 code for a protein of 395 amino acids.
ACACGUGCGGCUGGUACAUCAGGGCUAGUGGUGGCAUCCUACAUAGAGCAAGGAAAGAUGAGACUUUAUUACCUGAGUGCUUAAAUCGCCGCACACUGUCUUCAAACACCUGCGCGCUCUUAUUUUGGCUGUUUCGGUCAAUUUGGGCUUGGCUCUUUCUCACCUGUGCGCAGCAGGUAGGCUAUCAUUUAGCUUUUUUGGUGGAGAGAGAGGUGUUUUCCACAGCGCACUGUGGAUAAAGACUCACUCUUCGGUUUCUUCAUGGCAAGAGGACUCAACAAUGUGUGCCUAGCAUGGCUGUGGCUCCUGCACCGACUACCCAGGGACCGGUAUGGCUUUUAGCCGCAUCACUAAACUGGACCCCCCAUCCCGAGGCAUCUUCAGGAAAGCGGCGGUCAUGCUGUGCUCCCUCCUCACCUCUCUCUUCCUCCUGCACUGCCUCGCCGACCGCUGCAGCACCACCUCGCCCUCACCGGUCAAAGCCUCCUCCGGCCGGGCUGCCGGGCUUUUCGAGGACUUGAGGUCGCUGAGGACUAAGAGACUUGUGUACGAAUGGACCGCCGGGUCGGAGCUGAUGGACUACGGGGCCGCUCGGCGCCCCUCGCUGGUCCUCGCUGACGAGCGCGCGAGGCAGGUUUUGGAGCUGCCCGAGGAGCCUCUCAUCUUGCCGCCUCCGGAUUUAGUCGCUUCCAGGAGAGUGUCACCGAGGUUUGCGGGUAAACUCAGUCCGCUCGGGGAGGGGAGCAAGAAGCUGCCCCAGGCUCUCAUCAUCGGGGUGAAGAAAGGGGGGACCCGGGCUCUGCUGGAGUUUCUCCGGGUUCAUCCAGACAUCAGAGCCGUGGGAGCAGAGCCGCACUUCUUCGACCGCAACUACGACAACGGACUGGAGUGGUACAGGGAGCUGAUGCCCAAGACUCUGGAGGGCCAGAUCACCAUGGAGAAAACUCCAAGCUACUUUGUGACCAGGGAGGCUCCGGCCCGGAUCUCCGCCAUGUCCCGGGACACCAAGCUGAUCGUGGUGGUGAGGGACCCAGUCACCAGGGCUAUCUCAGACUACACACAGACACUGUCCAAGAAGCCCGACAUUCCCUCUUUCGAGAGCCUCACCUUCAAAAAUAGGACUACGGGGCUCAUCGACACCUCGUGGAGCGCCAUCCAGAUCGGCAUCUACGCCAAGCACCUGGACAACUGGCUGCAGUACUUCCCCAUGGACCAGAUCCUGUUUGUGAGCGGGGAGCGCCUGAUCAGCGACCCGGCCGGAGAGCUGGGCCGCGUGCAGGACUUCCUGGGGCUCAAGAGGAUCAUCACAGACAAACACUUUUACUUCAACCAGACCAAGGGUUUCCCGUGCCUCAAGAAGGCAGAGGGCAGCAGCAAGCCCCACUGCCUGGGCAAAACCAAAGGGAGGACCCAUCCCAACAUUGACCCUGAGGUGGUGCAGAGGCUACGGGACUUCUACAGGCCCUUCAACAUGAAGUUCUACCAGAUGACAGGGCGGUUUUUUGGCUGGGAUGAAUGAAUGUGCUCUGUGACACUGAGGACUGUUGGAAAUACUAUGUCAGACUAUUAAGGCCAUGCUAGGAGGAAAAAAACAAGAGAUGUUGGGAAUAAAGUCACAAUAUGUCAAGAAAAAAGUCAUAAUGUUACAAGAAAAAAAGUUCUAAUUUUAGUCAAAAAUAUUUUGUAAAUGUCCUAACACUCAAGAAAAAUAGCUGUAUUCAGUAAAAGUUAGGCACAAUAACAAUAACCUAAUCUAGCAAAUUAUAACAUUUUGGUUGUUGUCUGAAAACACUGCCUUUUCUAAAAAUAAAAAGAUAAACUUUAUUUUGAUAAUAUUAUUAUGUUUUCUCAUAAAUGUAUUAUUCUAUUAUUUUUGUAACACUUAAGCUUUAUUCUGGUAGAAUUAUUAGAAUUAUUUUAUUUUAUUUUGUUUGUUUUAAAUUUGAAACAUAGCUAUACUACUAUAUCUAUACAUAGAUAUACUGUACAUUGAAAUGUUGUUAUUAUAUUCUCAAAAACUGAGAAUUAAGUGAUAAUUUUACAAGAAAACAAGUUGUUAUACUUUGAGGCUAUAACAACCAGAAUAUUAAAGUGCAAAUAUGUGUUUUUGUUAUCAAAAUAGGAAGAAAAUAUAUCCAAAAAUGUAAUAUUGUCAAUUUACUAAAAAUGUUGACUUUAUUUUGAUAACUUUUUCAGAAAUAUUCUGACUUUAUUCUUAAAAUCUUACAUUUUUUCUCCAACUGUGUCUAUAUUAUUCUGUCGUAGGAGUACGGCCUCAGCACUAACCCCAAGCAAUAUGUGGCUGUUACAGGAGAGAAGGAGGCCCAGUCUCUCCUCAGUGGCACCCCAGAUAUGCAAUCUUUCACUGUUACAUUUCCCAUCAUCAGAGCUGCCUCUAAUCCACAAUCAUGGAGAUGUUUUCCUCUGAGAAAAGACGAUUGAGUUGUUGAAGGAUUUGCGUCAUAUCUCCCUGCACUAUCUGAAGAAACAGUUUUUUUUUUGUUGUUGUUGUUGGUUAGUUUAAAGUCCUUAGCUGUGAGACAGUACUAUUGUAUGCAGUGAUUCUUUAAGAAGAUGGGUGAAAUCACAUUGUGUGCAGGGGCUUUUUUUUUACGGAGUGAUUCAAUGCCAUAUUUUACACAUACAUAGCUGCUUUCAAAUUUUCUAGCAAAAAGAAUAUGAAAAGAUAAAAAUAUAUGUAUUUUUGAAAUGUAUUUAUUCAAGAAGUACACAAGCAGUAUGUAUGUAUUUUGAAUAACUCCUCAGUGAUUAUUUGCUCUUUUAUUAUUGUGCUCCCCAUGCCUUUAGACACUAAAAAACAAGUUAUCCUCAUUUUACUUUCAGGUCAUCCAUUCUAAUAUAUAUUUACUAUACGUGGACAAGUGUGGGAACACUCGUCUCUGCUUAGCUUUCAGUUCCAGAGCUGUGACUUUGUUAUUUCAAGGGUUGCCCCCCACCUUCAGUUAAUGACGUUACAGGCAAUGAUAGCACUCGCUGUUAUUCAAGCAACAGCGACUCCGGUGGAGAGGAAGAGACCUCCAGAGGGCCUUCCUAAAAACUGUGACUCAAAUUUCCUCAACAUGCCUCCUCGUGAAUUGAAUACACUUGAUGUCACUGGCCUUCCUUGCCUCGAGGCGACGUGUGUGUGUGUGUGUGUGUGUGGAAGCCUUUUUAAACCCAGGGAGCAUGAGAACAAUGGCUGAGUUGUGUUCCUAAUUUCUGUCUGCUUGUAUUGUUAGCCACUUUCUGAAAGCAGAUGUUCCUCAGAAGACACAAAAUCAACAGUGUGUUUUUUGGUGUGAGCAACAGAGAAGAACCUAAUAUAGAUUUUGGGGGUUGAUUGUGUUACCAAUCUAACUGUGCUGUUCUGACUGUUGUUUACUUCAAGUUGUUGGGAUUUUUAAGGCACUCAUUGAAUAAAAGAUGUAUAUGUAAAUAUUUUAUUUA